AUGGAGCAGACGUCCUGGCUGGAUCUAUCGACGGAGAGCGACGGUAUAACCUCGCCAUCGCCACCACCAUCGCCUCCAAGCAGCCCCAUCAAACUCACUCGAUCAAAGUCCAUCAUCGAGCGAUCCGGCAGCAGAGCUUCCGUCUACUCCAUCUCUCCCAACACUUCACGCACCGAUGACCAGCUUUUCGGCCGCGCUGGCCUCCCACCAUGGGAUCGGACAGUAGACCUGGUCUAUCACAAAUAUAAACGCGGAGAAGCCAAGCGAGACAGAACCAUCGCCUUGAAGGCGUCCAUUGCCAACUUCUUCUCACUGCACAAGAGACAGAGGUCCUCACAAACGAGCAGCAACAUUGCCCCAUUGGGGUCCAAGCCCAUUAGUCUCAAUCGAUUCUGCUGGAACCAAGACUGCUGGGAGCCCUCGGACUUUACUCCUCUCCACGACGUCCUGGCAGCUUUCCGCCCUUAUUUGGCAGUCUCAUUCGAUCUUUACGCUGAGCUUUUCGCAAUCAUCUUGGUAGAGUAUACUUUUCACGUUACAUUUUCGCCGUUUAUUGCCCCGAAACUCAAUCCUCUUGCUACUACGUGGCUCAACAAAUAUGGCCCCUUUAUGAGGUCUCUUGUCAUUGAAGUCGAUCUAUCGCGUCUUGGUUUUGGCCCCAGUCCCUCAGCUAUCAGUCUGCUCCCAGGAAUUAGCCGCGUUCAAGACCUCAUUCUCAAUUUCAGCAUGUCUCAGCUCAGAAGAGCUCCAGAAGCUCCAUUGGAGUCCUUGAUUCUCGCAUGUCGCCGCUUCUACGGCGAAAGAGAGGAAAUCCCCAAACCUCCAGCAGAAUCAACGAAUAAAAAAGACUCCGAAAACACCCAAAAUUCAUCUUCAGCUGUCGUUCUCGUCAAGUCAAGCAAAUCUUCAUCAUCCGACAUCUCAGAAAGAAUCGCCCGGGCCAUCUCUCCAGCCCCCCAAGAAUCCUUCAGACAAUCUGUAUUAAUAACUCACGACAACACAAAAAGCGAACCCGUUGCUUGGGACCUCGAAGACAGCGAAGGAGAAGACGGCGAAGAAGAAGAAGAAGAAGAAGAAGAAGAAGAAGGAGACGAAGACGACGACGACGACGAAGAUGGCGACACUGACGGCAACUCCUUCGAAAGCAGCUACUACUCCUCUUCAAGCUCAGACUCGUCCUCAAACGCAGACAACAGUCUCCUUGCCCCCACGCCAUCCAUCCCAGAAGAGAAACCCUUCUACUGCCCAGACAAACACCUCUCCAUAUGCAACCAUCUCGCCCGUCUCCGCAACAAAGUCACUUCGCUCCGCAUCGUCGGUUUCAGCGACGAGUACUCCCACGCCCUCAUAGCAACCUUAUUCCCCCACCUGAAAGCUUUCCCCAUCGCAAAUCACUCCUACCGUGUCGCUCCCUCUACGCUCUGGCCUCGCCUGCGUGGUCAGAAAUCCUGGAUCGACGCCGGCCGUGGAGAACUCGUCCUGGACGACCACGAGGUCAUUCCGGAACCUUGCAUUUUCCCCGAGGGGCUGGUUCAGCUGCCGCCGCCAGUCAUUUACAGAUCGGGCAUCAGAUCACUGCCGUGGUGCCGCGAACCAACUCACCGCCCGAGACACAAUGCCACCAACUCAGGCUCCAGUUGGCCGUCUCAGACAAGUAUAGAGAGUAGUGAGGCAAACACCUCUACAAAUUCACGACGUAGUGAUGAGAAGUCUAGGAUGCAGAAGCUUUUUGGCAAGUACAAAGAUAGGUCAAGGCGGAGGCCAAGGCCGGUGUCUGCCCCCUGA
Messenger RNA from Trichoderma atroviride IMI 206040, 1785 nucleotides. RefSeq lists its product as uncharacterized. The record is from RefSeq and is a predicted model, not a curated record. Lineage: Eukaryota; Fungi; Ascomycota; Sordariomycetes; Hypocreales; Hypocreaceae.